GUUUGCUCACUCAGCUCACGUACUUUGUGUGCAUCAGUCCUCCUGCCAACUCCACCGCGGCUCCAUCGCUCUCACAGUCUCACUCCAGCAGCAGCCAGGACGAACCUACUCCACCACCACCGCCACCACCAGAACGGAGGAUGCAGUAGAAUACCAAAACGUUGAGUAGACGGAGAAGAAGAGCGGAGUGGAGGAAGACAAACAUGACUGAUUGGCUGGAACUUGCUGGUGGGAGAGACAGAGAUAACUUAAACUAGGAUACAGCAAUUAUUAACUAAUAUCAUAUAAAUGAUAAACGUAGUUAUAUAGAUAUUGUAGAAGAAUUAACAUUACUAGUAAAUAUGAAGACGACACUGGAACAGGAUGAGGUCGUGUCCUCAUCAUCAUCAGCAUCGUCGUUGCCCUCCUCAAUACAACCAGAAUUGGCGAUAACAACAACGCUGCCACAAGAGUCGAAUAAUAAGGGGGUGGUUUCGAUAAAGUCGUCGUUGACGGAAGCGGCGUCACCUCCUUCGUCGCCCUCGUCCAGCUACGAAGCUCAUUGCUCGUUCGCGUCGUGUUCUUUCGUGUCGGAUUUUGAUACAGUGUUUCGUCAUGGGGUUGAAUUGCAUCAGAUUUACAUUUGUGUCUGCUGCUCGACCCAUUACGCCCUUCCCAAGGAGCUCAUGGUCCACCUCUACCGCGAGCACAGGGUUCCACCACAGAAAUUUCAUAAUGAGCCCGACUUCCUUCGGGCGGGAGGACAGGAAACGGUGCUGUGUUGUGUGGACUGUUCAGCAAUAUUUGAGCUGGACGGUAGUGUGGAGAAUCAACACGUCAUGCUGGACGAACAUGAGUGUUGUGGUGGGACAAUUACUAGGAGGAAUAACUUUAUGAAUUGUGAAGAUGUUCUUCCCAGCGAUAUGAAACAAUAUGACGAACGUGGUAGAGUCGGGAAAAGCCGACAUGACAAGAUCAAUGCCCCAAGAAAGACGAUAACAUUUAAUGAUGAUGAGGAAGUUAGUGUGACUUUGGUUGACAAGGAGGAGGAAGAUGGGCAAGAAGGUGACGAUGACGAGGGUCAUGCCAAAGUUAAUGGUGGAACAAUUAUUAAUGGUUUGAUGAUGAAUGGUCAUGGUGUCGACGAGGAGGAGGAGGAAGGAGAGGACAGACUCAUUAUUGCAGAGGAACAUUCCAGCAGCAAAUUUGAAAAUUUGGUCACACCAAAGAAACGGGGGAGGAAACCACGAUCGUACUACAGCGAUAUACUAUCAAACUCUGAAGUCAAGGUAGAAAUGUCAUCCUCCAUGGCCACGGCACCCAGUAGUAGGGGAUCGGUGAGAAGAACGGUCAGCCUAAUGUCAUCAUCGACAGAAAUCAGCCCAACUAGUGGAGUGGAUAGGCCACGAAGAACUUUGAGAAAAGUGACGAAUGACGACUUCAUCUUUGAAUCGGUGGCCAAGCGAAGGUCAUACCAGAGACAGGGAUCGACCCCAUUGCCAAAUGGUUCUUUUUCUGCUCAAGAGGUCUCCCCAGUUGCUACGACUAUGAAAAAGUUUAGGACACAGUCCGUCUCCUCGUCGCUGAUUAAGGUGGAAAAUAAUCAGACUAGUCUACACCAACAAAGUCCAAAGUUGCCACAUUUGAGGAUUAAAUUCGAAGAUGGGUACAAGACAUACACACCGAACCAAAAUAACUCGUACGAUCAAGAUGAAGAUGAUUCAUCGCAACCCGAUGAAGAACCAGAAGUGGAAGACGUCAAAUUGGAUCCUCUCCUCUUGGAAGUGGACCCCUCAAAACGCUUGAUAAUGUUGAUACAAGAAUUAUGCGAUAAACUUUCAAAUGAAUGGCCUGGUCCCGAUUGUCCCGGCUACACAACACAAGAGGAAGACGAUUCCAUCUACGAACUAGUAGUCAGUCACCCCUUAGAGGAUAAGAUGGAUGAGGAUAUUCUGAAUCAAAUGUUAAAAAAGACCGUAAUCAAUUGCACGUACUGUAGACAAGUCAAAUUAAUUCGGAUUGACAAAAGGCAAUUGGCGAUUCAUCUUUUUUCCAAGCAUUUGUGGUCAGUCAAAGUUAUCUCCACCGCAGAGGAAUCGAGUCUUAGUAUUGAUAACAGUGAUUCAGUAGUGGAACAAGGAGUGGCCGUUGUGAAACGAGAACCUCUGGAAGUUACAGAGGAAAAGGAGACAAAGGAAAAAUUACAUGUGAUUUGUCCCGACCCAAUUUCUUCAAGUGAUAGUAGGAAUAAUAAUUCUCCCCUAACAGCCGAGGAAACUGGAGGCAGUAGUUCUGUGCCAAAUCCAAACGAAAAAGUGGAGGGAGCUGUUCUAGGCUCCACAGAUUUACCAUCACCAUCAAGUCCUACUCUUACUAAAACAGCAGACCCAGCUCUUGCGGCCUCAUUGCCGGACCCUGAUAAACCUGAUCAAGUUGACAGUGUAAGCUUUUCGAUGAAUUCCUCAGUCGAGCAACAACAACGAAACGAAGAAGAGGAAGAUCGCAAAGAACUAUUACUCGGCGAAAAGAUGGAUGUGGACGAAGACGAGGUCAAUACUACCAUCGCUUCUUCCUCUUCUUCUUCUGCUUCGUUGUCCUUACCAAUAGGAAAAGGAGAUGAUGACCUAUCACAAUCCAAGGAUGAAGAGCUGCUAUUGACUGAACCAAUGGACACCACUGAUUUUACUCCAACUCCACUCAUCGCAUUAUCACCACCACUUACUGAAGGAGACAAUGCCAAUACCCAAGUCAAUAUUUUGCAUUCUCCGACCUCGUUUGUAAAAUUAGACUGCGUCGAGUUUCGACAAACCGUCCUCAAAAAAGUAUUCCUGUCCCCCUCCGUUCUCUUUUCCUACAAGGACUCAGCCAUGCCCCCAUUUGGCCAAAUCCCGUGCGAAUGUCUCCUCUGCGGAUACUUUGUCGAAUCCCAACAAAAUCUAUUUCCCCACUGGGGAAAGAUUCAUCGCGGAGUGGCCAUGAAGUGCGCCAUGUGUCAGGGUCGAUUCCUCUUUGCCGGGGCACUCUACUCGCAUCUCUGCUUCGGCACACCUAAUCCAAUUAUUAAGAAUGAAGUCGACCCCAAAUCUUUGUCUCACACGUCCGGCGGAAAGCAUCCUCCAUUUAUCAAUCUCCCCGACGCGGCUGCACACGGCCUGGGGGGUAACGAAUUCACCGUGUUGGAUGCCAAGGACGAUGACGGUUCCGCCGACACGAUCGUGCUCCGAUACCAGUGUAGCAUUUGCGAAAAUGUCCAACUCCCCGGCUUCUUCAACUACAUGGUCCAUUUGAGGAAGGAACAUAACCGGUGUGAGCUUUGUCUCGAGGAGUUGAAAAGCCAGAAAGAAUUGGAGCACCACAUGAAGAAGCACAAGUUGAACCACUUCUGCUGGAAAUGUGGCGUCACAUACUGUGCAAAACCCAACUUUAUGACUCACCUGUUUUGGAAGCAUGGAAGUGAAAGCAAGGAGUGUUCCGUUUGCUUAAAGAAGAAAUGGCCACACAUUUACCAUUUUUGCGUUCCACCCCAAGUCUACACGUGCGAGACGUGUGGUUUCUACUUCACCAAGGCAAAGUGCCUCGUCGUCCAUCGGAGGCUGCACACGGGGGAAAAAUUGAGAAAGUGUACCGUUGUGAAUUGCGGGGAAACUUUUAUUUCUAAAAAGUUGUUGGAAAAGCAUAUCCAAGGGAGUCAUAGUAAGAGGGAACUUGAAGAAGGCAUCAAGGUAGCAGUGGCGACAGAAGAAGCUGAGUCCCCAGCAGUGCCUGCUGGUGGUGUCGACACUGUUGACCACUCGAUGACAGCGAUGGAGAUGGAGCAUGACGAAGAUGCUGACAAAGACAUAAAAGUGAUAGGAAAAAGGGAGAAGGAAGAAGAAGAGGCUACAACAAUGCAAAUUUCAAAUAGUGAACUACAACCACCAUCAGAAUUUCCACCACCAUCAGAAUUGCCACCAUCAGAACUGGCACCAUCGUCAGAAUUGCCACCAUCAGAACUGGCACCAUCGUCAGAAUUGCCACCAUCAUCAGAAUUUCCACCGUCAGAAUUCCCAUUAUCAUCAGAAUUACCACCAUCAGAACUGGCACCUUCGUCAGAAUUGGCACCAUCGUCAGAACUGCCAACUUCGUCAGACUUGGCACCUUCAGAAUUUCCACCAUCGUCAGAAUUGGCACCAUCAGAAUUUCCACCAUCGUCAGAAUUGGCACCAUCAGAAUUUCCACCAUCGUCAGAAUUGGCACCAUCAGAAUUUCCACCAUCGUCAGAAUUGCCACCCUCGGAGGCUGCAGGCUGUUUAACUCCUCUGCUUCAUCUCACAUCUGUUGUAGACUGGCCAACACCGCCAAACUCUACAAUUGAAACCCCAUUACGAAAGUCUAAUGACGAACAGAAAGGAAGGACCACCCCCGAGACAAUGCUGGACGAAGAAGAAGUAGAAGAGAAACAACAACAGACGGAACCAUUCAAUCUUGAAGAGAUCCAGGGUCCUAAUUUGUCUGAGGAAGAAUCUGGCCUCUCUGAUGAUGACGACGAUGAGAAUUUUGGCUCCAUGUCUCCUCUUCUUGCCCCACUGGAUGAUUUCAACUUUGCCGUUCCAGACAUUCCGACAUUCGAAGACAACUCCCUCCCCGAACAUAUUAUCCGAGAGAAUGCCAUCUUUUCUCUCCUGAAUGAGCACGAUUAUUGUUUGAGAGUCAAUGUAAAACGGGAGCCCAACAACUCGCCCACAACCAUCCCUUCUCUCGCCACCUCGUCCUCCUGCUCUCGAUCAGGGAAGAAGGGUGAAUCGAAACACAAAAAGUUGAAAGGUUUGAACAAGUCUCCUCGUAAGCGUCACCACAGCAGUUCAUCCUCAUCGAGCUCGAGUUGCGGAAGUAAUUGUUCUUGUUCCAGUUCCUCUUCAAGUUCCUCAUCAUCGAGUGGAAAUUCUUCAUCUGAUGAUGAAUCGACUGCAGCGAAUAACAAUGCUGGCCGACGAUUCAAUCAAACCCUGAAAAUACCAAUCUAUCCUCGGAAAAAUUACUCCAGUCCGCAACAGCAACAACUACUAUCAGCGGAUGGGACUCCGAUAAAACGAGGACGGGGAAGGCCAAAGGGUUCUCUGAAUAGAAACAAGGACGGAAUUCCCACUGCAAAGAAGAAGUCGACUGGCGGUGCUGGUAAACGCAUUGGGAGAAUCAUCGUUCCCAAGCCUCCCCGUCCCACAAACCCCGAUGGAUCUCCAGUAAGGAGAAAGUAUCGAAAGCAGAAGGGAAAAUUUAGCCGAAAAUCAUCAUCUGCGUAUCAAGAAAAGGAGAACGAUAUGAAUGACGACGACCAACAAAAUCCAGUAUUUCCUGAGGAAAAUUUCCUCCUUGAAACGGACCUCGAAACGGAGGAUUCUGGCUCAGAGGAGCUCUAUGAUAAGAAACAACUGAGUGAAAUGAUUGGAAAGGUGCCUACGUUUGAUGAAAUUUGGACCAUGUCCAAUGAGCAGUAUCUCCUCAAGUUUGUCCGAGGAGUGAAGGAGCUGGAAGAAUUGAGGCCCGCGCCACUCCAGCCCAAGAUGACUAUUAAACUAAAGCACCAUCACAGCAACAAUGCUUCUUCUUAUCAGAGUGCCUCCCAAUCUCAGCACUAUAGCUUGCAACAGUUCAUCCAUAAUCCUCCCACGUAUACGGUGAAGCAGACGGGGAAUGCAGAGUCUCGCUUGAAAGUGAGAAACGUACCCAUUAAACCCUUAAUUUUCAAGAGAAACAUAGCGACCUUCCCAAUCAUCGCCCCACCCCCGACGCCAGCCUCACAAGCAACACUGGAAACUAAGGAUCAGAUUCUUAAAAAGAACCCUUUCGUUUGUCUCAGUCCUCUCCAAUCGCCUAUUGUGCGCACCAAACUACAACCACCAUCCAUGUACCACCACGGACACAAGUCAACUCCCGUCGUUCUGGGGCGAAAUCGACUAAAUACGAAUAACAACGGCAACGCCCUCCAAUCAUACAACCCGACCAUGGCGAUGAUGAUGACCGGCCAAUAUCCAUCCCCUCUUGCGGCGUCGAACCACUAUAAUCAUCUUCCCCAAUACAUGCAGCAGAAUAUACCCGAAGAAUCCAGUGCCUCUCCCCAAAUUCCAGUUCGUCGACCCAAGAUGAAGAUUGGAACGGGUCGUGGCGGUGGGAGGAAAUCAGUGGGUGGGAUUCAUAUCAACAUACUCCCCCCAAAACAACCUCUCAUGGAUACCAUGAUGGAAUCUUCUGGAAUCACCACGACCACGAGAGUAGGGGAGGAACAACUCUACUGUUUUUGUCAAUCCCCACACGACAAUGUGUCCCAAAUGAUUGGAUGUGAUUCCAAGGACUGCGAGUUCCAAUGGUUCCAUUUUGAAUGCGUCGGAAUCAUGAUUCCCCCGAAAGGGAAGUGGUACUGCUCAGACUGUAAGGAGAAGAGGAAACAAAACAAAGCUAUGAAAAAUAGAAACACGGAGUACCACCUCCAACAACAGCAUGCCCACGCCGAUUCUCUCAACAAUGGUUCAUCUACCCCCACUUCCUCACUUUUUACUGUUUAGAUGGUCAACGUUACAUUACAUUUUUUAGAGAGAGAGAGAGAGUCUAUUAUAUAUGUAACAAUCGUAUGAAAAAUGUAACUUAUUAUUUCUGACUUGAGUUAUUUCAGGAUUUGUUUUUCAUGGUCCGUAAGAUCAUUCAUCUCUUAUUGUUUCAGAAACUAGAUAUAACAAUUAUUAAUUAAUUACUUACUUGUACUUUUGAUUGACUUUACCUUUUAUAGUUUUUUGGGUAUAUAUACGUAUAUAUAUAUGUAUGAAUUAUCCUAUGAAUUUUUUUGUUGACAAUGUGUUUUCACUUGGUGGUAAUGUAUUUUUACUCUUCAAAUUCCAACCAAUUGAUCAGGAAAAUGUAUAAAAAAGCAUUGUCACACAUAAUAAGCAACGUUAAAUACGAGUCUUGAUUGUUAAAUUAGUCUGUCCAUCAAAGAAGAUUCAAAUGCUGAAAAUAAGAAUAUUCAUCUCUGUUAAGUACAUAAGUAACAAUUUUAAUUACUAUUAUUAUUAUAUUAUUAGUAUUAUGAUAAUAAAAGCAAAUACUACAGUACUACUACACCUUGUAACUUGCAAGUAAGUGGCGGCGUCGUUGCAAUAAAGUAAUAAAAUGGAAAUUGA
Messenger RNA from Folsomia candida, 7130 nucleotides. RefSeq lists its product as uncharacterized. The coding region runs from base 342 to 6518 and encodes 2058 amino acids. The transcript has 4 exons. Gene Ontology annotation, biological process: regulation of DNA-templated transcription. NCBI's taxonomy places the organism in Eukaryota, Metazoa, Arthropoda, Collembola, Entomobryomorpha, Isotomidae. The record is from RefSeq and is a predicted model, not a curated record. Gene Ontology annotation, molecular function: DNA-binding transcription factor activity, RNA polymerase II-specific; RNA polymerase II cis-regulatory region sequence-specific DNA binding.